GGCGGAGCGGGAGAGGGUGGGACGGGGCACUGUUCAGGAAAUACCGGAGACUGGGCCCGACACCGGGAGCAAUGACUCCAUGGCCGCCGUGCUGACACUGAGGUGGGAAACAUGGCGGACAGGCCGUGAAUGACACGACGACAGGGGAGGCAGACGGGACAAUGUGGAGCCGCCUCGGAGCCCUCCUGCAGCAGGCCGUGGAGACGCGGGAGCCGACUCAGGACCUUCUGCAAUCCUUCAUCCAGCACUGGAGAGGGGUGACCCAGUACUACCUGGAGACAACCGACGAGUCCUGUCCGGCCCGUAACACGGACAUCCCAUGGCAGCUCCGUCAGCUUCUGGACAUCCUUGUGUACGAGGAAAACGAAUGUGGGACCAGAGGAGACCCAGAGGAUGGAAAUAUCAGCGGACCUGCCGACAACACUGGACCCUGCAUGGAGUACCUACUGCAGCACAAGAUACUAGAAACACUCUGCACCCUGGCUAAAGCUGAGUACCCGCCUGGGAUGAGAGAGCAAGUCCUGGUGUUCUUCAGUCGCCUCCUGACCAAGGUGCAGCGCCCCCUGCUGCAUUACAUCAACGUCCACCGGCCUGUACAAAAGCUGAUCGCCCUGGGUGGAGAUACUGUUGGGGUCACAGCACACAAGGAGGAGUUGCAAUUCCUGCUUUCUAUCUGCAGCCAACUGGAGAAGGAGCCAUCACUCCUCUGCCAUGUCCUGGAGAGUGAGAAUUUAAGGGGCACCCUGUCUGCUGCAGGCGAGGAAGAAGAAGCCGUAGGACCUAGCAAGAAGAAACCUAAGCAGUCCUUGUUCAAAGCUGUGCUGAGACUCUGCCUCUGUCAGUCACAGACCGGGCGACUGGCGGUGCGUGCCAGGGAGGCGCUCCUCGGGGUUCUGCGUGCCGCUCAGCAGGAGCGUCCAGCACAUCUCAUUGCACAGAGUGACCUGAGCCAGCAGGUGGCGCAACGUCUGUGCGAGCUGCACAGUGAGAUUCCUCUGAGCACUCACCCGUGUGACAUUACAGCCGCAGAUGACACAGACUGGAGGACUGAGGUCGGCAGUGAGGAAUACAAUGCUAUGCCGCCUGAAGUGGCAACUGUGAGGAGGUUUCUGUGCUGGGUGGAAUUCUGUAAUUGCCUCUUAAAGGAGUCCCAUGAGAUGAUCGCUGUGACCAUAGCAGAUUCCAUAGCAGAUGGCUACCUGAAAGUGAUUCUACAAGAGGAACUUCUCCAUGUAUCCGAGCUCCGUAUCCUACGAAGCACGGCUCUGCUCUCUGCACUGCUCCAGCGCCUGGGCCCUUCCCCACUAACCCAUAGACUGGUGAGUUACCUGCUGGGAGAUGACAGAGCCCCGGAGAAGAGGAGCGACCAUGUGCCACAGCUGCGGACGCAGCUCAUCCAGAGGUGUAACCACUUGUCUGAUGAGAUAAGUCUUGCUACAUUGCGGCUCUUCGAGGAGAUACUACAGCUACCCGAGGAGAUGUGUAUUCACAGCCUGGUGCUGCGUAACCUGGAGUCAAGGAGCUACCUGUCCGCAGUCCAUGAGGAGGGCAGAGUACAAGACAGCGAGGCUUUUGAAGGCGCAGAUGAGCUGGAAGAAGACCCCUACUUCACAGACGGGUUUCCAGAUACAGGCCUGAGGCUUAAUAAUGGAAACCAACAUCGUGGUACAGAAUCUGCAGGAACAGAGCAGAGUGUCAGGAGCUUCCUGUCACUGGUUCCAGAGGAGAUGAAAUCUUCAGACUCAGGUUUUGACACUUACCUGCAGGACGCCCUGGUACAGUACCGAAGCUGCUGUCGGCGUGCGUCAUCAUGGGGAUGGCCGCCGUCACCUCAACCACUAAAAACGGAUCACCCCGGACAGGAGGAAAUCUACGAGGGUCUUUUCCUUCAGGUUCUGUUCGAUCGUUUGGGUAGCAUCCUGGACCAGCCAUAUGAAGUGAAUCUGCAGGUCACCUCUCUGCUCACCCGCAUAGCCCUCUUCCCUCACCCACACAUCCAGGAAUAUCUUCUGAACCCCUUCAUCAGCCUGGCCCCCGGUGCACGGACCCUCUUCUCUGUGCUAGUACGGGUGGUUGCAGACCUCGCCCAGCGAUCUCAGCGGGUAUCAGAUUUCCGGGAGUUGCUCCUUCUCGUUAGAAGACAAUUGAUGGGGGAACCUGCUGUUCAUCCGUUGGCGCAUGAAACACUAUGCAAAGGCGUCGUCGUCCUGGAGGAGUUCUGCAAGGAGCUGGCGGCAGCUGCCUGUGUCACCCACCAUCCCCUCAGCAUCUAAUGUCAACGUAAUGGGACAUGGAAAUAGCCAUGAAUUCAAGUGCAAUAGCUCUAAUGUCUCCUUGGAGACACCCAAGACUAUAUUGUCUUAUGACCUUACCGUGCCUUGUUUCGAAAUCCCUGGAGCUUGGAGGAGCUGGGCCUCUUCCAAUUUUAUUGUAAUGGGGCUUCCACCAUAGUGGGGUCCACUUCCCACCAGCUCUUGCAGCCCCUUAGUGACUGUUUAGGUAGGUCCUGCAGGGUCUUUGUUUCGCCCACCGUGCUGCCACAUCUUUCCCUCAUCCGUAAUUUUAUCCUGUUCGUUGCUUUGGUUUUAUGCAGUGUAUGUGGGGGGUUUAUCGGUUUUUAAUUUUUUUUAACCCAUCAGUGGGCUGCUUAAAGAGGACCUUUCAUCAGUUUUGACAUAGGCAAAUUAUGGUAGUACCUUGU
Molecule: messenger RNA, 2701 nt
Organism: Bufo gargarizans (Asiatic toad)
Lineage: Eukaryota; Metazoa; Chordata; Amphibia; Anura; Bufonidae
Gene: FHIP2B
Product: FHF complex subunit HOOK interacting protein 2B
Exons: 17
Coding region: 162-2273 (703 amino acids)
Source: RefSeq, a predicted model, not a curated record